Molecule: messenger RNA, 1529 nt
Organism: Alnus glutinosa
Lineage: Eukaryota; Viridiplantae; Streptophyta; Magnoliopsida; Fagales; Betulaceae
Biological process (GO): phospholipid transport
Source: RefSeq, a predicted model, not a curated record
UCUAAAAAGAAAACAACAAAAAAAAGUAAAGAAAGUACCUUUAACGUUAACGCUUAUGCAUCGUUGUCCAUCUUUCUCAGACCCACGAAAGAGCAGCAUCAGCCAGGCAUUCUCUCGUAGUUUCCACUUGCUUGCUAUAACAUCGUCUUCUCUCUCUCUCUCUCUCUCUCUCUCUCGCUGUCUCUUUGGUCUGUCUCUCUGGGUUCUUUCUGCACUUGAAGCUACGCCUCACAAUUUCACUCGGAUCUCUCACUGGAAGCCGAUUAACGUGGCGGAAGGAAUCUGCUGGAGAUGGUUCUGACCAAGGAAUUUCGGAUUGUCCUGCCCAUGUCGCUGGAAGAGUAUGAGGUAGCACAGAUGUAUAUGGUCAGGAAGAUGCAGCAGCAGAACACGACUAGAACUGAAGGAAUUGAAAUACUUGAGAGCAGACCCUUCGAAGAUGUGUAUGGAAAGGGUCAAUACACUUCUAAAGUUUAUCGUCUACAAAGUAAAGUGCCUGCUUGGCUUACGAAAUUUGCACCAGCAGAUGCUCUCAUCAUGCAAGAGGAAGCCUGGAACGCAUACCCAAGGUGCAAAUCAGGUUUGCCAUGUCCUCUUGACUUCACUCUGUGUUUUUCUAUUUAUACUUGUAUUGAUGUCUUUUUGUUUUUUAUCUGCAAAUGGAUGCUACAUUACCCAGUACUGAAGUGCUCAUACUUUACCAAGUUUCAGUUAACCAUUAAAACUGUUCAUAGGGCUGACAAUGGGCACUCCGAAAAUGUGCACGGUUUAAGCAAAGAACAGCUGGCAGCCAGGCAGGUAGAAUAUAUUGAUAUAGCUUUUCCAGGAAAGGAUUGUUGGAGUCACCUGGUAGGAAGGUGCAGUCUAGACUUUUCCAAAUUCAAAUCCUCAAGAACUGGCCGUGGUCCACUUCUGAAGGGAUGGCAGGCAGGGUCUGAUCCAGUUAUGACUGCAUACAAAUUGGUGACAAUUGAUGCACCAUACUGGGGUUUUGGUCGUCGGCUUGAACUGGCUCUGAUAGAGGGUGAAAGAGCUCUUUUCUUGGAAAGUCAUCGUCAUUCUUUUGGUUGGAUUGAUGAAUGGUAUGGGAUGACUGCACAACAAAUGUUUGAACUUGUGCAACAAAACGACUCUACAUUAAAUGAGAGGCUCGUCAAGCCGGCUCUAAUGAUGAGUAUCGAUCAUUUUGACGAGGGAUCACUUGAUAGUGAAGACAUUUAUGGCACGAACACUGACCUUCAUUCUCAACAGCAUGCACAGGCCAUUGAUACGCCAAACGGGUAGCAUAGCAGUUGGAGACCACAGCUCGUAAAGUGAACGUCACUGGAUUGAUGGCUCUCUCUUUGGGGCUACUACAGAAAAACAAAGGAAAUCGAAAAUUUAUUUGAUUUUUCUUUUAUCAUUAGAAAAUAUUGUAAUAAAACAAAGAAAAAAAAAUUGUAUAUGAGCUUGUAGCAGCAAUUCGAAUACUCAUUGUUGACAUCCUAAUUACUAUAGCCACUUCAUUUUACUGAAAUUUGUUGAAAUUA